Messenger RNA from Paramuricea clavata, 591 nucleotides. Lineage: Eukaryota; Metazoa; Cnidaria; Anthozoa; Malacalcyonacea; Plexauridae. The record is from the annotation of a GenBank genome assembly.
AUGAAACCAAUCGCAAAACUCUUGAGAACAGCUGAUAUUGAAGGAAAGAAUUGGAAGCAAGAACUGCAAAGGUUUCUACUGCAAUACCGUUCAACUCCUCAUCAAACUACUAAAGUCGCUCCGUGUGAACUACUUUUUAACAGACAAAUUCGGGGAUAUUUACCAGAACUCACAAGAAAAAAAGUAGUUAAUAGACACAAGAGGGCGAAGCAGAACUUGGAGCAGAAGAAAGAAGAGAACAAAGAGUACUACGACCGAAACAAAAGAACAAAGGAAGCUGGGAUCAAAAAGGGUGACAUCGUCAUUUGCAAACAGAAGAAGAACAAUAAGUUAACAUCAAAGUUUGACCCAGAACAUUAUACGGUAGUACAACGUAAGCACAACACCAUCAUAGCUAAAAGAGAUGGUAAGACGGUGACAAGAAACGUUUCACACUUUAAGAAGGUAGUAAUGGAGGAAAGCGAGGAGGAGCAGGAAAAUACAGCACCGGGAAGAUCGACGGAAACAGAGGAACCACCAAAGCAAGAACCAAGUGUAAGGAGAUCAACAAGAAUGAAAAGACCGGUAAUACGAUAUCAGUACCAGACUUGA